This is a messenger RNA of Aphanomyces astaci, 662 nucleotides long. RefSeq lists its product as hypothetical. The transcript has a single exon. Lineage: Eukaryota; Oomycota; Saprolegniomycetes; Saprolegniales; Verrucalvaceae. The record is from RefSeq and is a predicted model, not a curated record. Bases 23 to 535 code for a protein of 170 amino acids.
ACAGACAAUACAUACAGGCAGGAUGCUCGUCGUCUCAGGACCAGUGCAGCUAUCUACGAGUUCGAACACACUCCAGCACGCACCUGCGAUCAUGCGUGAGAAGCGCCGGCUCCCCGACGCCAACACAGCGGCUUCUCCCCCGCCUAUCAAGCGCACGCGGUCCUUUACAGACUACGAAUACGAAGAAAUGCUAGCGACCGUCUUGACCAUGACUGAGGACUUGUACUUGCUGCUCGAUGUGGUGGCCGACAUAUGCCACGACCAGCGAUGCCGACGAUGCACCACCAUCGACGUCAUCACCCUCCAGAGGAAGCUCGUUGCCAUUGAGAACGCAGUCAUGGACGUGGACGAUGCCAAGGCCGCUGCAUACAGCCUCCGCGCAGUCCAAGCCAUGUGUGUAGACAUGUUUGCAGUUCUCAAGUUCAUCAUGGGAGGCGCGCAUUACGCAGACAUCGUGGCACUCAACCUCGGCCAUCUCGUGCUAGGCAGCCGCAACCAAUUCGCCCAGUUCAUGAUGCAAUACUCACUGAAUUAAAGUUCUUAUCUAUCCGACAGCUCCGUGUACCGUAGGCAGUAUGCCGUAGCAGUUUUAACCAUAAAAGUUUGCCACUCAUUUCUUGUGGCGAAGGUUCGAACUCUCCCGACGGCGGGCCAGCUUCAAC